Penaeus vannamei (Pacific white shrimp) is the source of this 1876-nucleotide messenger RNA. NCBI's taxonomy places the organism in Eukaryota, Metazoa, Arthropoda, Malacostraca, Decapoda, Penaeidae. The record is from RefSeq and is a predicted model, not a curated record.
UUUAGCCCAGCGACCUGUCCAUCAGCUGAUAAAUACGCCAACCUAUUGUGACUGUCAAAGGGCAAUUCUUGCCCCUGAGUCAGGCUCUUUGACGCAGCCGUGAGGCAGCUCCUGGCAAGUGCCAUGGAAGGAGGCAGUAGUGAAGUCCUGGAAGGGUUUUUGUGCCCCAUCUGCCUGGAGGACCUGGCAUCCAUCACCCAACUCCAGGCACAUUUUGAAGAACAACAUGGAUCUGAAGAUAAGGAUGUGGUGCAUGCUCUUAGAGGAUUCCUGAGUAAAGCAAAGAAAAAAUUACUUAAUGAAGAUGAGCCUGAUAAUGUAGCGCGAAGGGAUUUUGAUGGCAGUGGAUUAGAAUAUGAGCCUAACAAUCCUUGGAACUGGGACCCACCCCCUUUAGGUAAGUCAACUGUAUAUUUAUCCCAUGAAAACGAGUAUUUAAGUGAAUGUGGUAGUACUGAUAGUAACAAUAGAGAUUAUAUAUCCUAUAAUUUAUAUGCAUACCACAAAUUUAUUAUAUUGUGGUCAUCAGAACAUUUAAUAUAUAUGCUCGACGUCGUAUUCAAUUCUAUUAGUAGGUUGUGUGGAGGCAUUAUGUGUGAUGAAUGCUCAGAAUUCUUGACAUUUGAUUAUGCAAAAAAACUUGUUAGUCCAGUUCACCAGGGGAAUGUGAAUCAAAUGACCACGGUAGCCACCACCAGCAGCAGCAGUAGCAGUGGUGGGCCUCUCAUGACCUCUUUCCUUGCCGGCAUUUCUGGUCUGCGUCGCUCCGGUUCGCAAGGGUCCCUUAAUUCCCUCCUGUCAGUGAUGGACUCCAUGACCAGUGAGCAGCACUUCCGCGUCUGUCGGCACUGUAUGGUGAGACUACAAGCACGAGACAACCAAGUGGAACAACGGACAUCAAAGCCAACGUUAUCCCUCUACUAUGAAAAACUUAUGGAAUAUCGAUCAUUAUUGGAGAGACUUCUACCCCAGUAUGUUCAGAUGGCAGAAUCAUUAAGUGCAGGAGAAACUACAUACAAUCUGCAAGAUGCUGAGGAGCUGAGAAUGAAGAUCCUUAAGACUGGUGACAAUUUGAACUCCAUGGCUCAGAAGAUCCGCAACCUUGGGAUAGGUAGCCAAGAUGUUACUGAUGGGGCUGCUAGCAGCAUCCCUCUGGGAGCACGGCAGGAGCUCCUACAGAGAAGGAUAUUUUCAACAUCAUCUGGGUUCCUUAAAGAACAUAUUCUAAGCCUUCCAAAAUUACCCACCUUUCAUGAGCUAAAGGAGACCCAAGAGAGGAGAAGGUUGGAAGCAGAGGCAAGACUGGCAGCUGAAAAAGAAGCAAUGCGGCAGGCAGAGGAGAGAGCAAGCGAGAUCCUUCGACGUAGGGACAAAGAGAGCAAAGACUCACCAAGAACAACCCCAAACCGGUCAAGCAGUAGUAACACCCCAAGCAGAUCAAGCAGCAGUACACCAGUGUCCUUCUCCACUAGCAGAAAAAAACAAUCAGAUGAAGUUGUUGUUGACACAGGCUGGGGCCCAAAUCUCUGUCCUCCAAAUGUAACAGAGACUGAUGAUCCCAUGAUUCAGCAGAUGAACAAUCUUAGGAAUUAUAUAAAGCAGGCAAGGGAAGCAAAUCGAUAUGAUGCAGUAGCUACUCUAGAGGCCAACUUGAAGGAGCUUCAAGGAGAAUAUAAAAAGCAACAGCGUUUGAUGAAUCCAUAGAAAUUGCAGUCCUAGGCAUCUAUUUAAAUUAUUUUGGUGCAAAAAACAAAACAAAAUAAAUUGUAAAAAGCAAAAAGGGAAGAAAAAUAGGAGAGAAAGGAAAGGACAAGUAGACAUAAUAGUGAUCUUGUAAAUUAUGAUAUAAUUAUGGAUAAUAGAUACUGAGAUUGAA